UCUUUCUCUAUCCGACUCUGUCUCGUCUCGUCUCGCUCAAAUACUCCGAUUUCUAUACAUCCGAGAGCCAUACGCGAAGCUGGAAAGAUCCAAGUAGAAUCCAAGUUCCUUUCAUACAAUAAAUGUCAGAACUUUUGCGUUUGGUGCUGAUUUCUUCUGCUUGAAUCUUCAGACAUGGCUGACGAAGUUAACAAAACUGCAUUUAUAGAGAUUCAAAGUCGAAUGAUUGAGCUCACCAGCAAAUUAAAACAGGUGCAAAACCAGAUGCGGACCAAGGAAGGUGAAAAGAAGCGUGCUUUCUUGACAUUGGAGGAGCUGAGUCAGGUGCCCGAUGAUACAAAUACAUACAAAUCCAUAGGGAGAAUGUUUGUUUUAGAGCUCAAGGCAGUUUUAAUGAAUGAACAAGAGCAGAAGCUGAAAGAUAGUGAGUCUGCAAUUGGUUCUUUACAGACCUCAAAGGAGUACAUGGAAAAACAGCUCGCGGAGGUGGAAAAAAACCUGGGGGAGCUGCUGCAACAAGAUCCAGGUCUUGCUCGUCAGAUAAUGUCGAUGAGUAUGUAAUCGCACUCUUUCUUGUAGAAAACUUCUUGACUUGUCGUGUUCGGUUAGCACCAUAAGUGAUACAAAAUCGCCAAUCAAAUCCUACAAUUGCUGUAAUAGCGUCCUGUUUUGGGUCUACAUGAAUUCAUGCUUGUGUCCCGACUUGGCUACAUUAAUAACUUGAUGUUCUUUAACUCUUAUCAAUCUCUUUGUAUUGGUCGGAUGCAUUAGAAAUUAAUUUUAAAAAUUGAAUAGCUUUUAAUUA
This is a messenger RNA of Hibiscus syriacus, 805 nucleotides long. Its product is annotated as prefoldin subunit 1-like. The record is from RefSeq and is a predicted model, not a curated record. Gene Ontology annotation, molecular function: protein folding chaperone. The transcript is spliced from 7 exons. Gene Ontology annotation, cellular component: prefoldin complex; cytoplasm. Lineage: Eukaryota; Viridiplantae; Streptophyta; Magnoliopsida; Malvales; Malvaceae. The coding region runs from base 175 to 561 and encodes 128 amino acids. Gene Ontology annotation, biological process: protein folding.